AUGCCAUGAUUACAUGAAGUAGCACUCAAGUGGACUAUUGGUAUGAUUUUGUGCAUACAUUUGUUGCACAAUAUAUCUGGUCUCAUUUUUCCUAACCACCAAACCAACAAUACCUCCAUGAAGUUGUAAAAAAUCCCAACUUCUCUUGUUCAAAUUAUUCAAUUAGCAAAAAAUUUGAUUACUUGCAUAAUCUUCUUUUCUCAUGCAUGCUUAGUAGGUUAAAUUGCUGUACUGGUCAUUACUUUUAGACAUAGUUCCUCCCUGAGUUCUGUCUCCUCCAUUUUCACUAAGCCAUUUUCUCACUAUCCAUUUUAAGUAAACACCCCUUUUUUUUAAGGUUAACCAUAAUAAUUAUACAAUAUUAUCUCCUUCAUAGUUGAUCUUCCCUCUAUACUACAAUAUGACCCUUUAUUCCAUGCAUUCUUGGACCAAGGUUACAUUAUUCUUAUUAGCUUUACUAUCCAUUUUUGCUAGAUCUGUAUCUUCGACCUCAAGAAGGGCGCUUGUUCAAGGGAAACCUAGUGAAAUAGGGUUUCGGGUUACCCUUAAACACGUCGAUCAUGGUAUGAAUUAUACCAAAUUGGAACGUAUUCAACGAGGUAUCAAUCGGUCAAAGUCUAGAGUACAAAGGUUAAAUGCAAUGGUAUUGGCUUCAAAUUUGGGCACGUAUGAUGUUGAAUCCAAAAUUCAUCCAGGUAACGGUGAGUUCUUAAUGAAUAUAGCUAUCGGAACUCCCCCUAAAUUGUAUUCAGCAAUAAUGGAUACGGGUAGUGAUUUAGUUUGGACCCAAUGUAAGCCUUGCGAGGAGUGUUUUGAUCAAUCCACACCCAUAUUUGAUCCUUCUCAAUCAUCCACUUUUUCUAAAAUAUCUUGUUCUAGUGACCUUUGUCAAGCUCUACCUACAUCUACAUGCCAAGACAAUGGGUGUCAAUAUUUGUACACUUAUGGGGACUACUCCUCAACCCAAGGGAUCCUAGCCACUGAGACGUUUACAUUCGGGUCGGACUCGGACAAAGUCUCGGUCCCAACCAUUGGGUUCGGUUGUGGUGAGGACAAUGAGGGCAAUGGAUUUGACCAAGGCGCGGGCUUAAUUGGGUUGGGUCGAGGCCCGUUAUCCUUAGUAUCACAAUUAAAUGAGCCUAAAUUCUCAUAUUGCUUAACCUCAAUUGAUGGGUCCAAAACUAGCACACUAUUGAUGGGAUCCCUAGCUAAUACCAACUCUACAUUAUCAACUACAAACUCUAAAUCAUCAAAAGUAGUAACCACCUCACUACUCAAAAACCCAUCACAAUCCUCAUUCUAUUACCUAAACCUUGAAGGAAUUAGUGUAGGAAAAACUCAUUUACCAAUUAACAAAGACAUUUUUUCCCUUAAUGAUGAUGGUACUGGUGGGAUUAUUAUUGACUCAGGAACUACAAUUACAUACUUAGAGAAAAGUGCAUUUGAGCAAGUGAAGAAAGCAUUUACAUCACAAAUGAACCUUCCAUUGGAUGAUUCGGGCUCGGCCGGGCUUGAUCUAUGCUUCAAAAUGCCUAAAGGUACAACAAGUUUAGAGGUCCCAAAAUUUGUUUUCCAUUUUAAGGAGGCAGAUUUGGACUUACCUAGUGAAAAUUACAUGAUUGGAGAUACAAACAUGGGAAUUUUAUGUUUAGCAAUGGGGAAAUCAAGUGGAAUGUCAAUUUUUGGUAAUGUUCAACAACAAAAUAUGAUGGUGGUUCAUGAUCUUGCAAAAGAGACCAUUUCUUUCAUUCCUACUCAAUGUGAUGCAUUAUGAUUAUCAAUCAUCAAUCAUCAUGCAUGAUCAUGCACCUUGUAAUAAUAACUUUAGCUCAUCUCGUUGUUGUUCGUUCAUUUUUUUUUUCCUUCUUUUUGUAGUGUACAUGAAAAAAUGUGUUUCAUCAAAUUGCUACCUUGUUUUAGAGUUAUUAUUGUUUCCAUAUAUGUCAAUUAGUCUUUCCUCUCUUCACUUAUUAAUGAAUUUAUCUCUUUAAGUUACUCGUUACAUAUACAUACUUGUAAUUAUA
Beta vulgaris subsp. vulgaris (sugar beet) is the source of this 2024-nucleotide messenger RNA. Its product is annotated as aspartic proteinase nepenthesin-1. The record is from RefSeq and is a predicted model, not a curated record. Gene Ontology annotation, cellular component: extracellular region. Lineage: Eukaryota; Viridiplantae; Streptophyta; Magnoliopsida; Caryophyllales; Amaranthaceae. The transcript has a single exon. The coding region runs from base 401 to 1774 and encodes 457 amino acids. Gene Ontology annotation, molecular function: aspartic-type endopeptidase activity. Gene Ontology annotation, biological process: proteolysis.